UGUCAAAUCUGUCAAACGGCUUCAAACCGACUUCUUCCGAUUUCGCGGGUUAUCAGUUUGCGUCACAAGUUUUUUACCCAAUUCCGAAAAAUUAAACAAACAAAAAAAAAACCACCCAUGUAGUUUUGUUUUGCUUAUCAUGUGCAUUCAAUGUGUCGUGUUUACAUUUUAUUAUUUUUGUUGUGUUAAUUAACCUAACCUAAAAGAUGGCAAAGGCCCCUAAGAAGCCCCGUAAAAAAGCAACCAACGGGUAUAAAAUGCCAGAUCCACUUCCAGCCGGAGAACUCCUAACAGACAUCGCCAAAAAGCAGUGGAUAUUGGGAUCGUCAAUUGGAAAAGGGGGCUUUGGGGAAAUUUAUUGUGCCAAGGAAGCUUCUUCCAAAGGAUCAAAAUACCCCUAUGUCGUCAAAGUGGAACCCCACGGUAACGGUCCCUUGUUCGUCGAGAUGCACUUUUAUAUGAAGAACGCAAAACAAGCUGAUGUUGAUGCUUUUAUGAAGAAACAUAAGCUGAAAACUUUCGGAAUGCCUGUGUAUUUGGGAUCUGGCUCACAUGAAGCUGGAAGUAUGAAGUAUAGGUUUAUUGUUAUGGAGAAAUUUGGAACUGAUAUUGAUAAGUUAAGGGCGGAAAAUAAGGGGGUGCUUCCACUCAGCACUGUGUUUCAGUUGGCGUGGCAGAUUACGUACGUUUUGGAAUACAUUCAUGAACUCGGUUACGUCCAUGCGGAUAUCAAAGGCGGUAACAUCAUGCUCGGGACUUCCCCUACAACAAAAAAUCAGAUGUAUCUAGUUGAUUUUGGUUUAGCAACAAAAUUUACCACAGAAAAACAAUUCAAGCCUAAUCCUAAAAAGGCCCAUGAUGGUACAAUAGAGUAUCUCAGCCGCGACGCCCAUCAUGGAGUACCCACACGACGAGGUGACUUUGAAAUCUUAGGUUACAAUUUAAUACAGUGGUUGGGUGGACCUUUACCUUGGGAGUCCAAAUUAGACAACCCUAAAGAAGUCCAACAGAAGAAAGAGACUAGCAUGGGUAACAUUCCACAGUUUGUAAAGAGUUGUUUAAAGAAGACUGAAGGAGUACUCGUGAAGUACCUAGAGUACGUCAACAACCUCACAUUUGACGAAAAACCAGACUACAAAAAAAUUCGCUCUUUAUUCGAACAAGAGAUUAAAAAAAACGGAGCCACGGUUAAUGGUCCUCUAGAAUUCCACACUCCAGCUAGAAAGAGAAGAAGUGUAGUACCUGAAACUGACGACCAAAAACUUGAACAAAAUGAAAUGGGAGUGAAGAAACCGGUUAGAAAGCGGGAGAAGAAACAAGACGAAGAAGUCGCACCAGACAUGGAGAUGAAGCCAGUUAAAAAGCGUGAAGUUAAAGAAAAACCGGUCGAAAUUAGCAAUAUGACUGAUGCCAUGAAGGAGGUUUGGGCGCGAAAAAAGGAAAAGGAAGCCGAAAAGAAGAAAAAAACACAAACUAAGAAAGAAAAAGUCAACGGAGUUUUGAGUCCGGUGAACCAGUUUGAGGGUUACAAUGCGGCAAUGAUGGAAAUACACAAUCGACGAAUGAAUAAGCAGAACAAAGAGAGCAAGAGGAGUCCAAAGAAAAUUCUGGACCAAGAAGAGAGGAGACCUAGAAGGAAUUUGCCUGCGGUUAAUUAUGAUGAACGGACCCCCAUGGCAGGCAAACGAAAAUAAAAGGGUACUAUGUUUAAAUUAUUCACUUUGUAAGUGUUUUUUAAUAAAUAUUUUUACAA
This is a messenger RNA of Zophobas morio, 1753 nucleotides long. Its product is annotated as serine/threonine-protein kinase VRK1-like. Bases 207 to 1694 code for a protein of 495 amino acids. NCBI's taxonomy places the organism in Eukaryota, Metazoa, Arthropoda, Insecta, Coleoptera, Tenebrionidae. Gene Ontology annotation, biological process: peptidyl-serine phosphorylation; signal transduction. Gene Ontology annotation, molecular function: ATP binding; protein serine/threonine kinase activity. Gene Ontology annotation, cellular component: cytoplasm; nucleus. The transcript has 5 exons. The record is from RefSeq and is a predicted model, not a curated record.